Phycomyces blakesleeanus NRRL 1555(-) is the source of this 3147-nucleotide messenger RNA. Its product is annotated as CCHC-type zinc finger transcription factor. Gene Ontology annotation, molecular function: catalytic activity; zinc ion binding; nucleic acid binding. NCBI's taxonomy places the organism in Eukaryota, Fungi, Mucoromycota, Mucoromycetes, Mucorales, Phycomycetaceae. Bases 1 to 3147 code for a protein of 1048 amino acids. The record is from RefSeq and is a predicted model, not a curated record. The transcript is spliced from 5 exons.
AUGAAAGUUUUUGAAAAAAAUAUCACAUCCAUCCUGUUUUCCACCCUCCCUGCCUCGCCCUCUCAUGUUUGGCGCAAAAGCACCACACCCCACUCUAUUUUCUUCAACCCUCCAGUCGGCACUCCCCAAGAAGAUGCUUUCUGGGACUCACUUCUUGGCUCUGUCCCUGCCAACAAGAUUAUCGGUGUGUCUUUCCCAUUCAAACAAUCUACGAUGCAUGAGAUGCAUCUUACCGACUCUACUACAUGUCUGGACAUUUGCUCCAAAGGCUUCCUGGUCAACAAUGAAUGGUUUUUCCCUUCCCAAGGAAUACCCACUGGUACCAAAAUUCUUCGCCUCUACCUCACAAAACUCCCCUUCCUCCCUCGUCAAGACCUUGAACAGCUCAUUAAGAACAGCCUUGUCAAGUAUGGUAUUGUCCACGAAAUUGGCAUCUAUCUUUGUCACAGUUGCUUUGAUAGCACUGGAUACGCCUACGUCAAACGACCCCCAACACCCACAACAUCACUUCUCCCCUUAUUGUACAAGAUCCCUACCUCCGACUCCACCCACUUCCUGGCUAUGUGGACACGCAUGGGUUCUCACUGCACGUAUUGCCGUGCCAUGGGCCAUGACAUCAAAGCCUGUCCUAUCCGCCCCCAAGACUCCCGCAAAUGUUUUACCUGCCACAAAACCAGUCACCUUCAAAACACAUGUCCACGAACACCCACUACAGAAUUCAGACCGUCCAAAUGCUCCCGGAAACUACCCAGGACUAUUUUGUCCGCCCAAGACCCAAAGACCCACCUACCACCUCCCCCAGCCUCACACCCUGACUCUGCAGCCCAAUCUAAGAUGGCAAACCCUCUGACAUUGUCCCUCUCUGAGACAACUCAACCAAAGCGCACCUAUGCUACACACACAUCCCCAGGCAUAGAAACCGCCAAUCCUUUUGCAGUACUCGCUGAAAUCUUCAAGGCAGCCGAAUCUCACAUGGCUCAAACUCAGGAGAAAUCCGACACCAACCCCGCCAAUCCCCCAUUCACUCCUCUUUACCACAACCUGCAGACUGCCUUCAUCCCAGAGGGCUCCGGUUCCAGUCCCACCAUCCUUGAUGAAGAAUUCCACAAAAGUGCCUUCGAUAUCCUAGCCUUGCAGGAAACCCAUGCCCACACAGAAGACCUCCAACAAACAUUCACCCAACAAUUUCAAGCCAAAGAUUCCUUGUGGUCUCCCCACUGCAGACUGGUUUCCCUGUCGCCUUUUCUAUCCUUCACUGACCCCCUUUUCUCUUUGUGUGGCCAAUGCAUCACGGCCACUGUUGUUCACUCCUCCAAUUUGUUCUCUCCUUUUCGUGUUUGCGUUCUGUAUGCACCGGCCACCGUCCGCCCUUGCUAUGACUUCCUUACGUCUCUUCUGUCUUCCCCCCACCUGGUCCCUUCUAAACCUUCUCAAUUUCUAAUGCUUGGGGAUUUCAACUACGCCUCCCACACUCCACCCCCCAGGGCCCGUUUAGCUCCGAAGCCUUGGCUACAGUUCGUGUCGAAUACUCUCGUCGAUUGCAUUACCCCCUUGCUCUUGGCACCAAUGCCCACCUUCCACCGUGACAUGUCCUCAUCCACCAUUGAUUACAUCUACGUCUCUACCGACCUCGCUCAUUGUUAUGACUCUUCCACAAUCACUUACGUGCAGCCACUAUGGAUUGAUCAUUGCCUUGUCCAGACUUGUCUUCGCUUUCCCACCCUCUCCAACAUCGGCAAAGGCCUGUGGCGUGCCAACCUGCAUCUAGCUCACAAUCCAUCCUUCUGUUCCGCCCUCUCUCGUUGUCUGACCUCUUUUGUCCCAACUCUCCUCUAUAACUCCUCCCCACAAAUACAAUGGGAUCUCCUCAAACAGAAAGUGGCUCAUUUCACUCGCUCUUUCUCUCGCAAAUCCCACCCCUCCCUCGCUACACUGGAAGUCAAGUUGCAAAAAUACCACAUCCACCACUCUAGGUCCCUCUCCAUCCGUAGACGGGCUACCAUUCUCAACACUCUGGUUCUCUCAAAACUGUGGCAUGUCUUACGAGUUACCACAGUACCCAUGUUGUUCUUCCAUCGUCUCUGCUCCAUAAUGAGUAAAUUCCUCCAGUAUUGUACCUUUCCUUCCAUAUCUCUUGCCACACUCUGCCAACCUCUCAGUCGCGGUGGCCUAGGAAUCCUCAAUCCUCAAGUCCAGCAAGCCGCCCUACAACUGCAUUGGCUUCGUCCUCUGAUCCUUUUCCCCCAGCGACAGUCUGGUUUGGUUUCUCCCUGGUUUUCCUUUCUACUUCGCCUUCACUCUCACUCUGAACAUCUGCUUCUUCCUCUUCUUUUCCCACCCCUCCACUCACCUCAUCAACGGGAUUAUAACUCUCCAUUACAUACUAUUUUUGCUGCAAUUGACAUUCUUCCACACGACUUCACAGUCGUUACUGUCAACCUACCUACCUGUCUCUCUCUUCCUCUCUCAGUCAUGUCUUUAGUCCCCCCCAACUGUCCCACCUUCCCAUCCACUUGGCAAGAUCUCCGGGUAUCUGAUGCUUAUGAGAUUUCCAUUCCCUAUGCAAAUUCCACCCUAGUCCCACUCGUUCCAUUGUCCCCACUAUCUCUCCCUGCUCUCUCCAUUGCUGGUGGUCGAUCCCCCUCCCCCACGGCGCACGCAACGUGUGAUACCGCGCUUGGCAUAAGAAGAUACCCUGCCAUUCUCACCUACACUCCCGAAUACUGCUGGCUUUCCCUGACCCCACUUGUGCCGUGUGCUCCAGGGACUUGGAUUCGCAAACUCACUUUCUGUUCGACUACCCUGCCAAGCUUGCGAUCUGGUCCUCCAUCUGGACCACUUUCUUUGCCUUUCCCAUCACUUCCGACUCAAUUCACUCUUGUCUCUACCUUCUCAACUUUCCACCCUCCAAGGACACCAGUCUCUCAUCUGCCUCUAUCUUUGGGUGCACACUACUGGCUAUAUGGCGACACCACUGGCUCUUUGUAUUUGAUCAAGUUCCUUUUGUCCCAUCUGCCACCUUGUCUACCGCUCAUAUCCUCCUUAACUGACUCCAGAACAAGAUUGCUCUUGACCAUGGGUCAAUUUAGUUUCUGUCCCCCUCCCAUACUACUUCCACAUAUAAAACAAAAUCACAAAAACAAUUAG